GGUUCUUGCCAGCCAAACCCUAGCAGUAGCAGCAAAACAAACCCUCAAUCACUCCACCUCCAUCAAUGAGAAAGGUAAAGAAAACAGCCUCCGUGGGUUCGAAUAGAAGGAGAACAGCAAAACCACCAGGAAGUAGUAGUAGUAGUAGCACAGAACAAUCCAAAUGUGUAGUGGCUGAGCUGCCCAAUGCUUUGAUAAUAGACAUCCUAUCAAGAUUGUCCAUCAGGCCCCUCCUCAACUGUAAGUCUGUCUGCAAAACUUGGCUUCAUUUAAUGUCAGACCCUUUUUUUGUCAGGCUCCAUCUGGAAAGAUCACCCACUACUCUCUUGAUUCAGAAGACACCCUUCGUACGUAAAGAAAGUACAGAGAUGUUACUCAUUGAGAUAGUUGAAGAAGACAUCAGCAAACCUUUUUAUAUUGAAAUCAUCAGGUUGUUUCCCGCCAAAAACUUUCCUGAUACUGAUGUUAGGAUUUUGAAUUCUUGCAAUGGGUUGCUUUGCUUGUAUGAAGAUUCUGGAGACAAAUCUGAUAUGAUGGUUCAUGUUUGUAAUCCAGUGUUAGGGGAGUACAUAGAUAUCCCAGUAGUUAAUACUGACAAAAAAUUUGAACAUCACCUUGCUUUUGGAUUCAGUUCGGUGAGUAAUCAAUACAAAGUGCUGCAGACAUUUUAUCCUGAGAAAGACUUAACUGCUUCUCCAUGUCUGGCAGAAAUAUACACGGUGGGUACUGGACAAUGGAGAAGCAUUGGAAAUGCUCCUUUCAGACUUCAAUCUCUGGACGCCAAUGCUUUUUUGCAUGAUUCAAUUCAUUGGAUUGAAUAUAGAUCUAACAGUGCUGGGUUUGUUUCUGCCUUUGAUUUUGCGUUGGAGCAGUUUAAGCUAGUGGCCUUACCUCCUGCUUCUCAAAUACAUGAUGGUAUGGGGAGGUGCUAUCCUUCAUCCGUCGGAGUUAUAAAAGGUUGCCUAUUCAUGACUAAUGGUGUGUGUAUUGAAAAUGAGAAAUUUGAGAUAUGGGUCAUGGAAGAGUAUGGCAUCAAGGAGUCUUGGACCAAAAAGUUUGUGCUUUCAAACUUAGAAGUACAGCAUUAUGUCUCUUACCAGCCCUUAUAUUUCUUAAGCUCUGGGGAAAUCUUGUUAUGUGAAGAUGAUGAAAGUAUCGGCGUUUAUGUCCCAAAAUUGAAGAGAAUUCAUGAGGCAAAAUUCUACAAGGGAAAAGACUGCUUUCUUGUGACUGCCCACAACCCGAGUUUUGUGUCACUCCAAGAUAUUGCGAAAGGAGAAGAACUUAAGGUGUUAAGGACCUAGCCGGGCUGAUAGAGAUUUUGCAGGCACAGCUUCUUCAGAAAACGGGUAAUGGGGGGGGUGCUAAUUUUGGUUUCUUGAAGGGGGAUUAAGUAUGAGUAGGAACUGUAAGAUGCAUUGCUAGUGAUCAAGAACUAUAAGAUGCAUUGCUUUUGAUAUGACUGUCGAUUGAGCCACGUUCCUCGGGUCUAUCCCGAAUUAUGUAUUUUAUGCAUCUGAAUUAGUUUGUCCGACUUUGACAAUGAUAUCAUGUGCUUACUA
Populus euphratica (Euphrates poplar) is the source of this 1562-nucleotide messenger RNA. Its product is annotated as F-box protein At3g07870-like. The transcript is spliced from 2 exons. The record is from RefSeq and is a predicted model, not a curated record. NCBI's taxonomy places the organism in Eukaryota, Viridiplantae, Streptophyta, Magnoliopsida, Malpighiales, Salicaceae. The coding region runs from base 66 to 1304 and encodes 412 amino acids. Gene Ontology annotation, molecular function: protein binding.